AUGACUGAAAUAAGUCGCAAAUUUAGCGAUCCUCUUCCCUGCCCGGCACAAACGAACACUCUCCCAGAGUCCACCCCUGAAGAACACUGGAAGCACCUCCCGCCAUAUGGGGUGAAAUCCGGGGAACAGUUCGGUCCAAUCCAAUGGCGUGGAAAGUGUUUCUGUGGAAAGAUCACCUACCUCUUGAAGCGAGAGGAACCACUCAAUGCCAAAUACUGCCAUUGUCGUGUGUGCCGGGUCACCCACGGAGCUCCGGUUCAGUGGUCGGCUAUUUUCCACAAGCACGAGAUGUUAUUCACCAAUGGUGCGAGCGGUCUGGCAUUUUAUUCUACUACACAUGGAAAUCAGACACAUAUGUUGCCUACCAAGGUGUCCUGUGCCAAUUGUCGGACACCUAUCAUGGACGAAGGCCGGAAUAUGUGUUUGAUCUUCCCUCAACUGAUUGAGGUCGAGGGAUCUAGCCAGGAGCAAAGAGAGAAGAGGGCGGUUUUUAAGCCGAGAUGUCAUAUCUUUUACAACUCACGCAUGACAGAUUGCCAUGAUGGUCUCCCCAAGUGGAGUGGGAUGGAGAAUUCCAGUGUCCCGAUGAACGACGAGGGUAUUCCAAUUGAAGUCGAACAAUGA
Messenger RNA from Penicillium mononematosum, 624 nucleotides. RefSeq names its product GFA family protein. Lineage: Eukaryota; Fungi; Ascomycota; Eurotiomycetes; Eurotiales; Aspergillaceae. The record is from RefSeq and is a predicted model, not a curated record. The coding region runs from base 1 to 624 and encodes 207 amino acids. The transcript is spliced from 2 exons. Gene Ontology annotation, molecular function: carbon-sulfur lyase activity.